Molecule: messenger RNA, 1315 nt
Organism: Acanthochromis polyacanthus (spiny chromis)
Lineage: Eukaryota; Metazoa; Chordata; Actinopteri; Pomacentridae
Exons: 3
Coding region: 265-804 (179 amino acids)
Source: RefSeq, a predicted model, not a curated record
GGGCUGAUGUUGCUUCCUCACAUGAGUGAAGUUUAGAAAAGCAGCUCGGAUUAACGGGGUUUUACUCUGUUGCAACUCUCACACCGUCAGAGCUGCUGUGACUAAACUCAACAGUCUAGACGUUUUCAUGCCAUUCCUCCUCCCUCUUCUUCACUCCCUCUCUGCCUUUUUUUCCUCCUCACUCACUCUGCAGUCUGUCUUCUUGCUUGUCUUCUCUAAUUUCCCUCCUUUUCCUUCAUUCUAUGUUUCUGUCCAUCUGUAAUCAUGUCCCUGGCAGCUCUGUCCGUCAUUUCCCUCCUUUAUGUCCUCAGAGCUCAGAGCAUCGACUCAUCAGACGCUUGGCCCGCCUCCUCUCUGUCGGGUUUUGAGCUUCCAGAGAUUGACGGAUCCGCUGUGGACAACACCUGCAGGAUCUACAUCAUUAACGAUGCCACCACAACAUCCACAACAUCCACCACAACAACAUCAACCACAACAACAUCAACCAUGACAUCACCCAUCACCAAGAAACAGGUGGUGGAAACAACGAAAAAGUCAGUCAUCGAAACGGCAGCAAAGAAACCAGAACCCAAAGACAACAGAGAACCAAUCAGGAUACAGCCUGCAGCAGGAGGACCAAUCAUUGAUCACCGUGUUGUCAGCCUUCUUCACCGCCUUCUGGCCAGUAGCAGAGGACAAGGGGCUGGUCUUCAGCCAAUCGGACGGCAGCCUCGGGGAGGGCAAGCCGCAUCCUCAGACAGCGACGAAUCAGUGGCAGCCUGGAAAACCGGUUCAGCUUCUUCAGACUCCAGUGACGAAUCAUAAAACUCAACCAGGAGCCGCCUCUGAACUUCUUUUCUAUUAUUGCAGCUGUUUAAUAGUUUUCGCUAAAAUGUCAUCAGGAUUUCAAGGUGAACUUUGCAGAAUGUUUUUUAUUCUUUAUCAGAUGCAAUUAAAAGAACUGCAUCAAUAUGCAGAUUUCAGUUGUAUUUGCUGUUUGAAAAAGAUGUAAUUUAAUCAGGGCUGGUCGCUGGCAUAAACACUCUAUGCCGUUGUUUAUAGCCACAUCCACUAGAGGGGGCCACACCACAAUAAGUGUGUGAUUCGCAUUUUGUCCCUGUCCAGGAUACAUUUUUAAAAAAUAAAUAUUUGCUGUUAAUCAUGUGCAUGUGUGUUUUAACCCAAUUACAAGCUGUGCACGUGAUUUGGUAGUUGUCCUGUGCAUGUUUUGGGGCCACAAAAAAAAUCUUGGUUAGGGCCACCAAAGUCCUAGGGCCGGCCCUGAAUAUAAUAAAACAAAUCUAAAGCCUUUACCAUUAAUAAACAUUCAUACACA